Messenger RNA from Melopsittacus undulatus (budgerigar), 1411 nucleotides. RefSeq names its product SBDS ribosome maturation factor (gene SBDS). Gene Ontology annotation, biological process: ribosome biogenesis; cytosolic ribosome assembly. The coding region runs from base 25 to 777 and encodes 250 amino acids. NCBI's taxonomy places the organism in Eukaryota, Metazoa, Chordata, Aves, Psittaciformes, Psittaculidae. The transcript has 5 exons. The record is from RefSeq and is a predicted model, not a curated record.
CGCACGAUAGCCGCGGCGUUCGCCAUGUCUAUCUUCACUCCCACCAACCAGAUCCGCCUCACGAACGUGGCCGUGGUGCGGGCGCGGCGCGGGGGGAAGCGCUUCGAGAUCGCCUGCUACCGGAACAAGGUCCUGGGAUGGCGCAGCGGAGCGGAGAAAGACCUCGACGAGGUCCUGCAGACACACACGGUGUUUGUCAACGUUUCCAAAGGCCAGGUGGCAAAGAAGGAAGAUCUCGUUCAAGCUUUUGGGACAGAUGACCAAACAGAAAUCUGUAAGGUGAUUUUAUCAAAAGGAGAACUGCAGGUAUCAGACAAAGAGCGGCACACGCAGCUGGAGCAGAUGUUCAGAGACAUUGCGACUAUUGUGGCUGACAAAUGUGUGAAUCCAGAAACAAAGAGGCCAUACACAGUGAUCCUUAUAGAGAGAGCAAUGAAGGAUAUUCACUACUCUGUCAAACCCAACAAGAGCACAAAGCAGCAGGCACUGGAAGUGAUCAGACAGUUAAAGGAGACGAUGCAGAUUGAACGUGCUCACAUGAGGCUGCGAUUUAGCCUUCCAGCAAAGGAGGGGAAGAAACUAAAAGAGAAGCUCAAGCCAUUGAUUAAAGUUAUUGAGAGUGAAGACUUCCAUGAACAGCUGGAAAUGGUGUGCCUUAUUGACCCAGGCUGCUUCAGAGGAAUUGAUGAGCUGAUCCGGAGUGAGACAAAAGGGAAGGGAACACUGGAAGUGCUCAGUCUGAAAGAUGUGGAGGAAGGAGAUGAAAAGCUGGAAUGAUGAAAACCAUCUUACGAACUGACUGGCACUGGCUCCUCUUUUCUGUUAGGCCUCCGUGUUUAUUCCAAUCUCUUGCAGCCACAUGCUCUCUGACACUAAUCCUUUGGGGUUUUUCCAUGCAAUGUUUGGGAUUGUUUUUUAAUUGUUUUACCCUUGCUUGGUUUACAAUUGCAUUUGCCCGUAGGAACAUUUUGUGUCAGAGUUGCACUAAUGAGAAUUAAGAUAUGGUACAGGGUUACUAUAGCUUUGGUUUACUUUAAAGGUUGCUAUUGGUGAGUGCUUGACUGAUAAUGGUUUUUUACUUGAAGUUGUCGGUGUUGAGUGGAAGAUUGCAUUGGUCGCUGAGGGAUGGCUUUUGUAUGUGAUGAGAGGAACCUGAAAAAGAGAGACCUGCAUUCUCUUCAGAAGAAGAGAUGUACAGCAUCUAAAACCUGAUCUCUUGGCAGUGUGAAAACUGACUCAGGCUUCCGUAAUGGGCUGCUGGAGAAUUUAAAUACUUUAAAGGACCCUUCUGAAAGAUUUCUUUCCCUGGAUGGAACAGUACUUGCUAACUGAGAAAAAAUACUCUGCAAAUAGCUUCUCACAAAGUAUAUUUAGCUACAUUGAUAAAAAUAAAUUAUUGUUUAUUGAUGUA